UCUUUCUCUUGUUCUGGAAGGGGGUGUGGGCCCCUCAUGGGAUAGGCUCCCUACUAGUAAACGAACACACGCUUGUAUAGUACACGUCUUAGCAUGCUCUUAUAUACCCAAACAUUUCAAAACUUGAGCAAAAAAUUCCAAGUGUCACAAGUUUUGAUACACACUUGACACUGUUUAUUCCAACAGAAAAACGAAUGGCUUCUUGGUUUGAAAGACACAAACUGCAGAAACCCAAAGAAGUAGAAACUCCUCCAAGAAAUUACAAGAAUAGAGAAAAGAAGCCAAAAAGCUUUGAUGAAUCCAUCUUGAUACCCCAAAAAUCUCCAACAACUUUUGCAGCUAUUAAUGGUUACUCUUCCUUAUCUUCUGUUUCCCAUUCCUACACAUACACAAAUGAAAAGAAACCUCAUCCUCUUCCUUUGCCUUUGCCAUUGGAUUCACCUCAUUUCUCUACAAGAUCAAGUAGUGGAUCUUCCUCUACUUCAUCUGAUCAGUUCAAUGAUGAUGAAGAAGAACAAGCUCAAGAUCACUUGUCAUUUAGUCCAUUCAGGAAUAAGUACAAUGAUUGGACAAGAACUUCAAAUGAGAGUUCAAAGUCUACCUCGCCAACAUAUCCAUUGUUAUGGGGAAAGAUUUUGGAUUCUCCAAAUGGAAAACAAGAAAGUUGUAAUCAUCCGCGCCAUCCUCUUCCUCUUCCUCCUCCACCAAAUUCUUCUGCUAAAUCAGUAGGGCAAGCUCUCGAGUCCAAAUGGAAGAAAGGAAGGUUGUUAGGAAGAGGAAUAUUUGGGCAUGUCUAUGCUGGAUUUAAUAGUGAUAAUGGACAAAUGUGUGCUAUAAAGGAAGUAAGAACCGUCUCCAAUGACAUAACAUCAAAAGAACGGCUGACUCAGGAGAUCACAUUGCUCAGUCAAUUCUCCCAUCCAAACAUUGUACAAUACUAUGGAAGUGAAUUGAGAGGAGACAAAUUGUCUCUCUACUUGGAGUAUGUUCCUGGAGGAUCAAUUCUCAAACUACUUCAAGAAUAUGGUCCUUUUGAAGAACAAAUUAUCAGCAGCUACACUCGAAAAAUUCUCUCUGGAUUAAUCUUCUUACACGAGAGAAACAUCGCACACAGAGAUAUUAAAGGAGCAAACAUACUAGUAAAUGCUAAAGGUGAAAUCAAGCUUGCAGACUUUGGAAUGGCUAAACAUAUAAACACAUGUUCUUUGAUGACUUCUUUCAAAGGAAAUUCAAAUUGGAUGGCUCCAGAGGUAGUACAGGAUGCAGGAUGUUCCAGUGUUGCUGUAGAUAUUUGGAGCCUAGGUUGUACUGUUCUUGAAAUGGCAACAGCUAAACCUCCAUGGGGCCAAUAUGAAGCAGCUGCAUUAUUCAAACUGGCACAUGGUAAAGACAGUCCUGAAAUUCCCAGAAACCUCUCAGAUAAUGCAAAGAAUUUUCUGAAACUUUGCCUGCAGAAGAACCCAAGUCGCCGGCUGACAGCUGCUCAGCUGCUACAUCAUCCAUUUGUUCAGCAGUAGUGGUGAGAAUAGUAGGUCACACCCCAUCUUAAUGAGAAUCCAUCACUAAUCAGCCAAUUUAACGGUUACAGACACCAUUACACGACUGAACAAGUUGCUCGCUUGGAUCUUGAAGACAGGUUGAGCAAGACGAUAAUGAACAAGAGUUGCUAUUCAAACUAUAGCAAGAUGGGAAGGAAAUCGAUUGGAGAAAUGAGCCUCAAGAACUAAGCCAAGACAUAACAAUAUGAGCUAGUCGCUGGUGUCAAAUUUAAACAGGAGAUAUCUUCCCACCACAUACGACCCAAAAAGCGGAAAAGAGAGUGCCUUUUGAAGCGCCAGUCGCGUAAGUGACAGGAACAGGCCAAGUCAAAAAACCUUGAUAUUCAUAUCAACAAAAGAAAAGCGCCAGGUGCACCCCUCGGUCGGAUCAUCCAAUUCGCUCCAACAACCAUGGAUCUUUGGUCAAAACGGCAACCCUUUGGUUCGGUUUGGAGAAGUGGGUGAAAGAUGUAUAUCCCCGCCAGAGCAUCAGUUGAGAUAAAUUCACCCUCGUGGUGGCAUCACUUGCUCAGUUCCACUCAAUUCAAUCAUGGAUGACAAUAAAAUUCUCAUUUUAGACGUAUAGCAAUCUAAACUCGAUCAUUAUCAAGAAUUGUACAAGCUUAGUUCACUAGCUAGGAUAUACCAGAUGGUAUUAACAAUAAUCAUUGUACAAGCUUAGUUCAAUCCAACAAUUACUGGUCAAAACGAAAACCAGUUCAUGUACAAUAAAGCACCACAAUAUACCUGUUAGCCAAACAAAAUACCUCACAGAUUUCUUAACAAAAAUUCGGCCACUAUCAAUGCAUAACACAACAUGCCUCACUUGUGCAGUAUCAGUCCUGACCAUUAGCAACAGUUGCAUCAAAACCU
Molecule: messenger RNA, 2411 nt
Organism: Nicotiana tabacum (common tobacco)
Lineage: Eukaryota; Viridiplantae; Streptophyta; Magnoliopsida; Solanales; Solanaceae
Product: mitogen-activated protein kinase kinase kinase 3
Biological process (GO): MAPK cascade; protein phosphorylation
Cellular component (GO): cytoplasm
Molecular function (GO): ATP binding; MAP kinase kinase kinase activity
Source: RefSeq, a predicted model, not a curated record